AUGAGAGCGAGGAAGCUGUGGACAAUUGAAGAAGAUCAAGUCUUGAGGCAAGCUGCGAACACACAAGUCACUACUGGUGGCGCCGUGAAGGACUGGAACCGCAUAGCCAGGCAGCUAGAGGACAGAACGAACAAGGACUGUCGGAAAAGAUGGAGCAAGAUAUCCAAGGUGGUCAAUCGUGGUGCAUGGAGUGCCGAAGAAAACUCCCGUCUACUUCAAGCAACGAAGCUUUUUGGGCUUCGCUGGACCAAAAUCGCUGAAUAUGUCGCAACUCGUCAUGCUGAUCAAUGCGCCAAAAGAUGGGUUCAUGGCCUCAGCGAUGAGCAAAAAGCCGACUUCACAGAAGGCGCAAGUUUCGAAGAUUAUUCCCUCAGUACCACGCCGGGUACAGGCAACAAUUCUGAAGAUUCCGAGGACCCUGCAGAUUUGACGGAAGACGAUACGAUAGCUUUCAGACUAAAUGAGAACUCUUUCUACGACCAGGAAGUCGACAGUGCCCUUUGGAUAGCAACGUCAGAUUAUUGCAAUGCUGCAGCAUCCCAGGUUGCGAUCCAGGAAGACAGCCCUCCUAGAAUCACGGACAUGACGAUGACAGAUGAUUCAUCAAUAUUUUAUCCACAAGCUAUGAACGCUCGUUUCCCUUCACAUGCGGCAUACAUGCAAGGCCAUCGGCCCUGCGACCAUCACCACUUUCAUGCUCCUGACCAACUACCUUCUCCAACAGAAGCAUUUUCGCCAGACAACCAGUCAAUACUCGUGGAUAUGACAUCUUUGUACGAUUCGUCUGAUGUUGGAGCGUUGCCUCCCUCGGACAUAUGUUAUCACAAUAUCCAACCAGAAUUCCAAGGCUCAUAUUUCCCAUCACCAUCAAUACCACCUAACCAGGGUAAAACAGUUUUAGAAAUGGAGAAUCUGCCACUGAGCGCGCUGUCCAGGAUCAUGGAUAUUGCUUUUCAGAACAGGUCCAAUGUCAAAUUGCGCUGGGCAUCGGACGAGCGAUGA
This is a messenger RNA of Lithohypha guttulata, 1002 nucleotides long. RefSeq lists its product as uncharacterized. The coding region runs from base 1 to 1002 and encodes 333 amino acids. Gene Ontology annotation, cellular component: snRNA-activating protein complex. Gene Ontology annotation, molecular function: RNA polymerase II cis-regulatory region sequence-specific DNA binding; RNA polymerase III type 3 promoter sequence-specific DNA binding. Lineage: Eukaryota; Fungi; Ascomycota; Eurotiomycetes; Chaetothyriales; Trichomeriaceae. Gene Ontology annotation, biological process: snRNA transcription by RNA polymerase II; snRNA transcription by RNA polymerase III. The record is from RefSeq and is a predicted model, not a curated record. The transcript is spliced from 5 exons.